Molecule: messenger RNA, 1180 nt
Organism: Suillus fuscotomentosus
Lineage: Eukaryota; Fungi; Basidiomycota; Agaricomycetes; Boletales; Suillaceae
Product: glutathione S-transferase
Exons: 8
Coding region: 389-1090 (233 amino acids)
Cellular component (GO): cytoplasm
Molecular function (GO): glutathione binding; glutathione transferase activity
Source: RefSeq, a predicted model, not a curated record
AACGAAUUGGGUCAUUUUCGAGCCGAGCCGAGUUUAGCUCGAGUUGACCUCACCUCGACAACAACACUACCCUGAAUAAUACUUCCGAAUCCAAGACUCGCACUAUAAUCGUUUGUGCGUUGGCACGGCAAAGCAACUUGAAAGCACCCUUUCUGGGAUUAAUCGGAAACCACCAAGGCUAUGGCUCGCGACACCAAGCAGGACUCAUACAAGUGUCGCCCAAUAAUCAGCUCGGAUGACUCGCACUGGCAGCAUCCAAGUCCAGAAUUUGGAUUGGUCUUCUAUUUCCUCACCAAAUAAUUUCAACCUACUUUCGAAGCCCCGCAUAGCCCACUGAGGCAUAGUUACCCAGAUCAUUGAUCAAAGCUUCGAUCAAGAUUGUGCCGCCAUGUGCGACGGCAAAUAUCAGCACUUUUACUCAGCAUGCGCAAUAUUUUAUCGUCAUCAAUUUAUCAUCCACCCAAACUUAUACGGUUCUCCUACUUCCACAUGCACGCGCCUCGUCGCUCUCAUCUGCAAGGAAAAGAAUAUCCCAUACGAGUUGAUCCAGGUCAACUUGGCCAAAGGUGAACAAAAGGCUGCAUCUUUCACGGCGAUCCAGCCAUUCGGACAGGUCCCAUACAUCGAUGACGACGGUUUUAUUCUAUACGAGUCUCGCGCGAUCGCAAGAUACCUCAUCAAGAAAUACCCCAACCAGGGCACCCCUUUGAUUCCUAGCGACCCCAAGGCUCAGGCUCUGUUUGAACAAGCAGCCUCGGUCGAGGUGUUCAACUUCACCAACUUCGUUCAGCCAAUUGUGUUCGAAAAAGUGUUCAAGCCGCGUUUUGGUCUCCAAACAAAUGAGGAACGUGUUGGCGAGCUGUUGAAGACACUCCAGGAGAAGUUGGAUGUGUAUGAGGUGAUCCUCAGCAAACAAAAGUACCUUGCUGGUGAUUUUCUCACGCUCGCUGAUUUGACCCAUCUGCCGUAUGGCACUGCGUUUUACACAAAUGGCUUCGCUGAGGUGUUUGACAGCAGGCCUAACCUUGCUAGGUGGUGGAAGGACGUCUCUAACAGGCCUGCUUGGCUCGCCGUCAAGGAUGGUGCGUAAGGUCUUAUCCAAGAGGUCAGGAAACGUUCGAAAAGGCCGUCUCGUUGUAUACAAUACCAAUAGAAGUUCAAUUUGAUAUUUGCUGCUUGA